CAGACCCAAGUCGCUUGCUCGGGGGUGUUGCUCGCCCCAAUGUGUUUUAUCGAGAGGGUUAAAUGUCGAGUUAUUUUUAAACUAUGGAAAGUCCCUUGCUUUACUAGCUACUCCCACAACAGUGAAACACCUCUCACCAUAUGCCGGCUUCAUGACGGAAAUAUAAAACUUGGUACAAUCAAUAGGACGGAUGCGCACAGUGGAAUACAGCAGUACAGCAGACGCAUCUAAUGCUGGGAGUCUUUGAAAAGAUUAUUUUCAAACUGAGUAUUUAUAUGCUAUGGAAGUAAGAAACCCCCUUCCCCAAUCACUUGAAGACAGCAAUCUGACCAAAGCGCUGAGACUGAGAGAACGUAUAGCAGCAGAUAUUACGAGGCUGCAGAGUGGGAGACCCGCCAUUCACCACCUCCGCUCCCUGCACCAGCACAGCGUGCACCUGUGUGGAUACAAGACUUCCAGCGCACGGUGCAGAGACCUCGUCAAGGAAUCUCUCUGUGACCCGUACCUCCUGAGACGCUUUGAAGACAGCCGGGGCCUGAACUGGAGCAAACAAGCAAGCCGUCUCUUUCCUCUGAAGAAUCCUGGGAAAAACAACAGCCUGCUGGAUGCCGUGUCUCUUUACAUGUGGGGAGUGUGCGAUGCUGACUCUGUGCUCCACGCUGCUCUCUAUCACACCCUGGCUGAAAGCAGUGCAGCAGAGCUUGGGCUGCGCAGGAGAGCAGCCAGAUACAGAGCUCCUCCCCUGCCUCCUGACUCUGGGAUCUGCUCUGAAGAAUGGCAGAAUAUAGUGAAGACAGCCAACCCAAAGGCAAAAGCAGAGACAUCUAUGAUCCAUUUCUAUCAAGAUAUCUAUCUGCAUGUUUUGGCAAACAUCACCAGAAGGCCAAUUAUUGUCAUUGCCGGUAAGUUAUCGCAUCUCUUGUGCGUCGAUAUCUAUUUAAGGUUUAAACGUUGCUGAGGGGAAAAAAAAGAGAUUAAACUAAUCUAAAGCAGUUGAAAAACAACGUUUAAAUCAGAAGAUUUAAUUCACCAGAAUAGGCUUGAAAAAAAAACAGCCCCUGACAAAACGUUUCUUAAAGCAGUCCUUAUAGUUCUGUGAAUCAGGCAGUAGCUAGGACCAGCUUAAUAGAUAUUGAGCUCCAGCUCUUGCACAGGUAAAACAUGUUGAUGAAUAUUGUAUUAAUCUUAACAGUGGUGAAUCCUCAUAUUAAGUGCUUCAAUGUGGAUUUGUUUUAUUGGGGGUGGGGGCUGAUAAAGUCUCUUACUGCUGUAUUUAACCACAUUGUUCCUUUGCUAGAGGACCCUGAUUCAACUGUUC
Messenger RNA from Polyodon spathula (Mississippi paddlefish), 1318 nucleotides. RefSeq names its product tumor necrosis factor alpha-induced protein 3-like. Lineage: Eukaryota; Metazoa; Chordata; Actinopteri; Acipenseriformes; Polyodontidae. The record is from RefSeq and is a predicted model, not a curated record. The coding region runs from base 281 to 958 and encodes 225 amino acids. The transcript has 5 exons.